CUUUCAAUACAAUUUCCUCCUGGCCUCUCGGACAGCCACAUAAAUGAGGUUGCCAGAAAUUAUUUUUUUAUUAUUACAUUAGGAGAACAAAUCCUUAAUAUAAGUAAAAGGAAGAAGGGAAAUCUAGUUCCAAAUCAAACCUUUAAUAUCCUCUCAAGUGCUUUUAACCAUUAAAUCAAAUGUUUAGGGACGAUUGUUAUAAACUAUUUAAUCAUAUCAUCCUAAUUCACUUGAAAUGUUAAUUUUUCCUUUGUGUGUGUGUGUGUCUGGGUGUGUGAAAAUGCGUUCUUCUUCAAAAAUUCUUCUAGCAUUAUGUGUUGUUCUUGUUUUCUAUAGCACAGAAGCUAGGAUAGGAGAUGUUGGAGUCACUCAUCGAAAUCAAAUAUUUCCAGCCCGCAUAGCAUUUGGAGAUUCAAUGCUGGAUACGGGUAACAACAACUGGCAAUUAACAGCAAUAAAGUGCAAUUUCCCUCCUUAUGAACGAGACUUACCUGGAGGAAUAGCGACAGGGAGAUUUGGAAAUGGAAAAGUUUUAUCUGACUUAAUAGCGGAAGGUUUGGGAAUUAAAUCGGUAGUGCCUCCAUUUCUUGACCCAAAUCUUCCAACUGAAGAACUUGCUACAGCCGUAUGCUUUGCUUCAGGUGGUUCAGGUUUAUACAAACUAACAGCCAAAAUACAGAAUCUUAUAUCGAUCUCCGAUCAGUUCAAUAUCUUCAAACAAUACCUAGUAAAACUAGAAGGAGCCGUCGGAAUGGAGAAUGCCAAAGCCACCAUAUCCAAUGGCGUGUUUCUCAUGUCAUCCGGCAACAAUGACAUUGCGAUCACCUAUUUUACAAUUCUCAAGAAUAUGGAGAUGGCUCAACCAAGCUGCAGUGAAGUUCAGCUGGAAGCCGAACUAAGCAAUCUUAACAAUAACCUUUCUGGAGCUAAGAUAGUCUUCAUUGAUGUCUUCAACUUUCUGCUUGAAGUCAUUCAGCAUUAUAAAAAAUAUGGAUUUGAUGUUGCCAGCCGUAGUUGCUGUGGGACGGGAUGGGUAGAGAUGAUAUUUCUAUGCAACAAAUAUAAUCCGAUGACGUGUCCCAAUCCAAAUACCCAUGUGUUUUGUGAUGUGGGGCAUCCCUCAGAAAGAGCAUACAGGAUUAUCGUCCCGGGAGUCAUUAACCAAAAUUUACAGCAGUUUUCGACUGAACACGGAACCUGCUUUCCAUCUCUAUCCUCCCUCGACAAAUCAAAGAUUAAUAGUCAUGAGCAAUCGAUGACCAAAAGAGGAAGUACAGGUGAUGUUGGAAUCUCUAUGGCUGCAAGCUGUCCUCGAAAUCAAACAUUUUCUGCUCUUUUAGCAUUUGGAGAUUCAAUACUUGGCACGGUUAACAACAACAAUCUUUCUACAAUAACAAAAUGCAAUUUCCCUCCCUAUGGAAAAGACUUUCCUGGAGGAAAAGCAACUGGAAGAUUUGGAAAUGGAAAAGUUUCGUCUUACUUUAUGGCUGAAAGUUUGGGAAUUAAGUCUAAAUUGCCGGUAUUUCUAGAACCAAAUUUUCAAAAUGAAGAUUUUGCAACAGUUGGAGUGAAAAAAACCAAAGCUACCAGAUCCAACAACUUAUUCCUUGUGUCAUCUGGCAACAAUGACAUUAGGAUCACCUAUUUUUUAAUUUUGAAGAAUGACAUUAAUGAAUGCACAACACAAUUGGUUGGUUGGGCUUCAACUUUUCUUAAGGAUUUGCAUGGAAUAGGAGCAAAGAAGUUUGCAUAUCUAAGCACUCUACCUUUGGAAUGCAUGCCGGCGACGAGAAGUACUAUGAGAGGAAAUUGUGUAGAACUGGCCAACGAAGCAGCAGUGAUGUUCAAUUGGCUUAAUGAUUCCACCCAUGGUUGGUGUGGCAUGGGGACGGUAGAGGCAGCAUAUCUAUGCAACCAAUUCAAUCCAUUGAUAUGUUCCAAUACUUCUAACUAUGUAUUUUGGGACGCGGGGCAUCCCUCAGAAAGUGCAUACAAGAUUAUUGUCUCGGAAGUCAUGGACAAAAUUUUGCGGCAGCUUUUAGUUUAA
Messenger RNA from Durio zibethinus, 2047 nucleotides. Lineage: Eukaryota; Viridiplantae; Streptophyta; Magnoliopsida; Malvales; Malvaceae. The record is from RefSeq and is a predicted model, not a curated record.